This is a messenger RNA of Strongylus vulgaris, 246 nucleotides long. Lineage: Eukaryota; Metazoa; Nematoda; Chromadorea; Rhabditida; Strongylidae. The record is from the annotation of a GenBank genome assembly.
AUGAAACAGCGUCCGAGAGCGUUCCAGUUUAAUGAUCGAUAUCUUAUUGAUAUUCAUGAGCAUGUGUACUCAUGUCAGUUUGGUACGUUUAUUGGGAAUUGCGAAAAGGAUAGAAAGGAUUUGCACAUAGAGAAGAGAACGAAGUCAUUGUGGACAUAUUUGGAUCAUCGUCAGGAUGAUUAUCUCAAUCCAUUCUACGAGGUAAGUGCUUAUCAGUGCAAAGGGAAUAGGUUUUGGUUAGAGUGA